AUGGCAGUCAUCCUCGUGGUGGGAGCAACCCGUGGUUUAGGUGCCAGUACUGUCAAACAAUAUGCUGAGCAAGGCGGCAACACCGUCUACGGCACGACAAGAUCGUCCGAAGGCCCUGAAGAUUUCCAUACAGACAUCAUAUGGCUUUCCGGCAUCGACCUCAUGCAACCUAACGUCGGCGAGACUCUUGUUAGUCUCUUGGACUCUUCCCAACCGAUCGACUCGUUGAUCAUCACAGCAGGUUACUUCGCUACAGGAGACUUGACCGCGGACAAAGGUCCCAGCUGGGAGCAGGAGCAGCGCAUGUACACAACCAGUUCAAUCGCCCCCGUUUUCAUCGUCCACCGGCUUAUCCACCAGGGCUUUUUGAAAAGGGAUUCCAAGGUAGUGCUCGUGUCCUCCGAGUCCGGCAGCAUCACUCUGCGACAUCCCAAGGAGGGGGGAGGAAACUACGCUCACCAUGCCAGCAAAGGAGCUCUCAACAUGGUGGGCAAGCUGCUCAGCUUAGACCUUCGAGAGCAGGGCGUCAUUAUCAGCAUUGUGCAUCCAGGCUUUAUGCGAACCGAAUUGACAAAGGGCGUUGGCUUUGACAGAUUCUGGGAUGAAGGUGGAGCUGUGAUGCCGGACAAGGCGGCUACAAGCCUGAUCGAGUGGACCGAUAAGCUUGAUAUGAGCAAGACGGGACAGUAUUGGGCGCCGCGGUGA
This is a messenger RNA of Fusarium coffeatum, 705 nucleotides long. RefSeq lists its product as uncharacterized. The record is from RefSeq and is a predicted model, not a curated record. Gene Ontology annotation, molecular function: oxidoreductase activity, acting on the CH-OH group of donors, NAD or NADP as acceptor. Lineage: Eukaryota; Fungi; Ascomycota; Sordariomycetes; Hypocreales; Nectriaceae. The transcript is spliced from 3 exons. The coding region runs from base 1 to 705 and encodes 234 amino acids.